GCGGCAUUUGCCGACGCCGGCACCGUUUGGUUCGACUUCCCAUGUCCGACAUCCCACCGCAAUCAUCCACGCCGAGCCGUCCUCUUCAGCAUACAAGAUACAGUGGCUUUCCCCCUCUCCUUUCGCAUCUAACAGAUUGGUGCAUUGGGAAUAACGGCAUACACUAGAGGUGAAGCACUGCCAAACAGCUCAGGGCGAAAGGUACCGGAUUGCGGGCAUCACCAAGCACCGAUACUAGGCCUAUGGCGCCGUAUGCUAGGACGACACCGGUCCUGCUGUUUCGCCUGCACUCAGUUGCCUUCCCUGCGACCGUUCUGCCAUUCGACGCACGCGUUCCUCUACCCGUAUUGACCGAGAGGCUCGAAGAUGCGCUCUGCAUCUGGUCCUUUCCGAAGACGAUCGCGGAAGCGCCAGAUAUAGGCAACGUCCGCUCGACGAGCGCAAGCCACGUUCGUCGCCGCGGUCUCGAGCGUGCUGCUGUGUCCGGGCGAUCAGAUUCGCCGCCAGCCUGAAGAGGGCAAGCAGGCGCCCAAAGCUCGCACCGCUUCGAGAUGACGUCGAGGGUUACGACGCGGUCGACGGACUCAAAAGCCGCAAUGACACCCAGAGCUCGCGAUGCGAUGCAAUGACUACGAGAGCAAAUUGCGAGGCCGAUGACAUCGAGGGCGUCUUGUCUAUGGGGUGGGUCGACGAGCCCCGAGGCUUGAGGCUGAUGGUGAGCCGGUGCCAACUCCCACAGGUACACGCGCGCGA
Messenger RNA from Schizophyllum commune H4-8, 753 nucleotides. RefSeq lists its product as uncharacterized. The record is from RefSeq and is a predicted model, not a curated record. The transcript has a single exon. The coding region runs from base 243 to 512 and encodes 89 amino acids. NCBI's taxonomy places the organism in Eukaryota, Fungi, Basidiomycota, Agaricomycetes, Agaricales, Schizophyllaceae.